AUGAAAGCUCUUGUAGUAUUGGGAAUUACACUUAUUUUGGCCUGCACUGAAGUUUUCUUCCCUUUCAUCUUCAGAAGCAAAGACAUCUUUUGGGGAAAGAUGGAAAAAUCUCAUGUUCUCAACAUUUUGGAAGAGAGUAAACUCAUGGUGGAUAAUGCUAUCUACAAUACAAUGAAAAGAAACCUCAAGAAAAGGGAAGUAAAUUCUCCAGCUCAGCUUCUGUCUUUUUCCAAGCUCCCUGAACCAACUAGCCGAGCUAUUGCCCAAGCGGCAGAGAUCAUGGAAACUUCAAUACAAGCAAUGAGAAGAAAAGUUUACCUGAAAUCUAAACAAUCACAGCAGACCACUGAUGUUUUAUCAGAAGAUCUUCUGAAUACAAUUGCAAAUGUGUCUGGAUGCCUGCCUUACAUGUUACCACCAAAAUGUCCAAAUACUUGCCUAGCAAACAAAUACAGACUUAUCACUGGAGCUUGCAAUAACAGAGAUCAUCCUAGGUGGGGAGCUGCCAACACAGCCUUAGCAAGAUGGCUUCCUCCAGUCUAUGAAGAUGGAAUCAGUCAGCCCAAAGGCUGGAAUCAUAACUUCUUAUACAAUGGGUUCCCACUGCCUCUGGUUCGGGAAGUGACAAGACAAGUUAUUCAAGUUUCAAAUGAGGCUGUUACAGAAGAUGACCAAUAUUCUGAUCUUCUUAUGGUGUGGGGACAAUAUAUUGAUCAUGACAUUGCAUUCACACCUCAAAGUACCAGUAAAGCUGCAUUUUGGGGAGGAAUUGAUUGCCAGCUGACAUGUGAAAACCAAAACCCAUGUUUUCCCAUACAGCUCCCCUUCAACGACUCACUGACCGCGGGCACUGAAUGUUUGCCCUUUUACCGAUCUUCUGCUGCUUGUGGCACUGGGGACCAAGGAGCAUUCUUUGGAAACCUCUCCAAGUCAAAUCCAAGACAGCAGAUGAACGGGCUGACCUCCUUCCUCGACGCAUCCACUGUUUAUGGCAGCAACCCUGCCUUGGAGAAGAAGUUAAGGAACUGGACCAGCGAGGAAGGGCUGCUCCGGGUCAACCAGCGCUACCGAAAUGGGGUCCACGCGUACCUUCCCUUUGUGCCGCUGCGUGUGCCCUCGCCCUGUGCCCAGGAGCCUGGCGCCGCUAGCACAGAACGAGUGGAGUGUUUCCUGGCAGGAGACGGCCGCGCCAGCGAAGUCCUUUCCCUGACCGCCUUGCACACGCUUUGGCUGCGCGAACACAAUCGCCUAGCAGUCGCCCUGAAGGCUCUCAACCCUCACUGGAGCGCAGACACCGUCUACCAGGAGGCACGCAAAAUUGUGGGUGCCCUGCAUCAGAUCAUUACUAUGAGAGACUACGUUCCAAAAAUCCUGGGCCCAGAAGCCUUCCAGCAAUAUGUGGGUCCCUAUGAAGGAUAUGAUUCCACAGUGAACCCAACAGUGUCCAAUGUAUUUUCCACGGCUGCUUUCCGCUUUGGACAUGCCACAAUUCAUCCACUUGUGAGGCGGCUUGAUGAUCACUUUCAGGAACAUCCAGACCUCCCCAAGUUACAUCUGCACGAUGUCUUCUUUAGUCCAUGGAGACUUAUCAGGGAAGGUGGUUUGGACCCACUAGUAAGGGGCCUACUUGCAAGAUCAGCCAAAUUGCAGGUGCAGGAUCAAUUGAUGAAUGAGGAACUGACAGAAAAGCUCUUCGUGCUGUCAAAUUCAGGCACUUUGGAUUUGGCGUCAUUAAAUUUGCAGAGGGGUCGAGACCACGGCCUGCCAGGUUAUAAUGAAUGGAGACAAUUCUGCAGCUUACCAAGACUAAAGACUCAAGCUGACUUGAAUACUGCCAUUACCAAUAUGGGUGUCAUUGAAAAGAUAAUGAACUUGUAUAAGCAUCCUGAUAAUAUUGAUGUCUGGAUGGGUGGCUUAGCUGAAAACUUCCUUCCAAGGGCUCGAACUGGUCCCUUGUUUGCAUGUAUCAUUGGAAAACAAAUGAAAGCCCUAAGGGAUGGUGACCGGUUUUGGUGGGAAAACAGCCAUGUAUUUACUGAAGCUCAAAGGCAUGAACUGGAAAAGCAUUCUUUAUCCCGAAUAAUCUGUGACAACACAGGCCUCAGCAGAGUGCCAAUUGAUGCCUUUCAAGUUGGAAAAUUUCCUCAAGAUUUUGAAUCAUGUGAAAAUAUACCACAUAUGAAUUUAGAAGCAUGGAGAGAAACUUUUCAUCAAGAUGACAAGUGUGCUUUCCCAAAAAAAGUGGAUAAUGGGGACUUUGUGCAGUGUGAUGAAUCUGGAAAACGUGCCCUGGUGUAUUCCUGUCAUCAUGGAUAUAAGCUUCAAGGGCAAGAACAAAUCACUUGCACAGACAAAGGAUGGGAUUUCCAGCCACCUAUUUGUAAAGAUAUUAAUGAAUGCAAAGAUCUACUAGAGCCUCCCUGCCAUCCCUCUGCUGAAUGCAAGAACACCAAGGGCAGCUUCCAGUGUCUCUGUACUGACCCUUAUGUACUAGGAGAGGAUGAAAGAACCUGUAUAUACUCUGGAAGACUCCCAAAAGCCUCAUUCGUCUCCAUCACAUUAGGCGGCGUGCUGAUCGGUGGCUUGGCAGCAUUGAUCUGGGUGGUGAUUUGCAGAUGGUAA
Messenger RNA from Orycteropus afer afer, 2622 nucleotides. It is a transcript of the gene TPO, whose product is annotated as thyroid peroxidase. Gene Ontology annotation, cellular component: membrane. Bases 1 to 2622 code for a protein of 873 amino acids. Gene Ontology annotation, molecular function: calcium ion binding; heme binding; iodide peroxidase activity. NCBI's taxonomy places the organism in Eukaryota, Metazoa, Chordata, Mammalia, Tubulidentata, Orycteropodidae. Gene Ontology annotation, biological process: thyroid hormone generation; response to oxidative stress. The record is from RefSeq and is a predicted model, not a curated record. The transcript has 14 exons.